Molecule: messenger RNA, 888 nt
Organism: Suillus subalutaceus
Lineage: Eukaryota; Fungi; Basidiomycota; Agaricomycetes; Boletales; Suillaceae
Exons: 8
Coding region: 1-888 (295 amino acids)
Source: RefSeq, a predicted model, not a curated record
AUGGCUCAAUACGCUGCUGACAGAACGAAAGCAGUCCAUUUAAUCUUGAUGAUGUCCCUUCAGCUGUGGAAUCCAACAAUCCUGUACCGCAGGAAGAGGUGUUUCACAGCAUGUUUAUUGCCUGUGAAGGCCAGGAGACAACUGGCCAUACUUUGGAACAGACUCCUGUAUACCUUACCUCUGUCAGCCUUCAAGAAAGUCUUUCACAAGAAGGACAAGGCAACUGCAGCAAGUUUAUUACUGCGUCACACUAAUCUCCGCGUUGAUCCUCAUCUCACAUUUGCCCCCGAUCACCCCAGUGCAAUUGGCUUGCAUGAAUUCCUCCUGAACACUCUUUCUGACCACACCCUUUCCGUCUCUCUGGAUUUCUGCCUCAAUAACAAACAGUUCAAACCCAAGUUCGGCAAGCAUGGUUUUGACCCUACAGGCUCGAUGAUGGCAAUCGGGACUGGCGUUUCAUAUGAGGCUCCUUUGCUAAUGAAAGAAACAUGUGGAGAGUCAAGGAGGGUCACGAAUCUGUAUGAUCAGCUGAUCAUCAACCUCCGUUUGGAGUUGAAGGCCCUCCACAGAUACAUCGUAUCAGAUUGGGAUGAAUGGGUUCACAAAGCGCCAGCAUCUUGGAAGGAUGACGGUAUGGGCAAAACCAAGCAAUUGCGAGCUUGGAUCCGGCUGCUCAAGGCAUUGAAGAGGCAAACUGGCAAGUGGAGCGCGAAUAUUCCGACAUUCGCUAUAUGUCCAUGGCUAUUGCCACGGAUCUCACCUGUAAACCAGUGUCUCGGUGGGGUGCAAAUACCUGAGGAUGAGUUGUUGGGAGCCCACAACAUCAUAUAUGACUCCCCAAACUCAUCCUUCUGGCAGCCAGUGAAUUUGGAGGACUUCCCUGCCUGA